AGAAUGUAAACAAAGCAGCCAGGUGGCAACGCCGCACCCACUCACUCCAGAUAUUCUACAUAAAUAAUACAACUGGCAAUAUUCUUAUCUAUUUAAGUAAAUAACAGUAGUGAUAAGCAAUAAGCGGAGCUCAAAUCACACAAUGGCUGAUCGGGCUAUCAAGCUGCUGGUGAUCGGGGAGAGCGGCGUGGGCAAGUCCAGUUUGAUACGUCGCUUCGUGGAGAACAAGUUCGACAAUAACCAUGACGUCACGAUUGGCAUGGACUUCAAAAGCAAGGUGAUGAACGUGGACGGCAUAGACUACAAGGUGGCCCUGUGGGAUACGGCGGGCGCCGAGAGAUUCCGCAGCCUUACGCCCAGUUUCUACCGGAAGGCUCUGGGCGCCAUUCUAGUGUACGACAUUACCAGCAGGGACAGCCUGGUCAAGCUGGAAACCUGGCUGGCCGAGCUGGAUAGCUACAGCGACAAUCCCAACAUUGCCAUCAUUGUGGUGGGCAACAAGAUCGACGAGGAGCGAGUGGUGGAUCGCGAGGAGGGCCGCAAGUUUGCCAGGAAGCACAGAGCGCUCUUCAUCGAGACCUCGGCCAAAUGCGAUCAGUUCGUCAGCGAUGUGUUCAAAGAUGUCGUGGAGAAGAUCGUCUCCUCCGAAUACUUCAACAAUGGCACUGGCUCCGCCGGUCUGGACAUCGCCAGCGAUCGGGAUCUGGAGGCAAGCGCGUCCACGUGUUACUGUUGAUUUCGAAUGUUGUACGUGCUUUUGUCAAAUUUAUAUCGUGUAUUUAUUUAAUCGUUUCAAUAUCACUAGCAUAAAGUCAACCUUAGCGUUCAA
Messenger RNA from Drosophila mauritiana, 829 nucleotides. It is a transcript of the gene Rab18, whose product is annotated as ras-related protein Rab-18. NCBI's taxonomy places the organism in Eukaryota, Metazoa, Arthropoda, Insecta, Diptera, Drosophilidae. The record is from RefSeq and is a predicted model, not a curated record. The coding region runs from base 143 to 736 and encodes 197 amino acids. The transcript is spliced from 3 exons. Gene Ontology annotation, molecular function: GTP binding; GTPase activity.